CAAAAUAAGUUUUUGAAUGUAUUUGCGAGAGACUUGUGAGAGAAUAAAGUUUAUUUCUGAAGAAUAGAAGUCUUUCGUAGGAAGAUGGGUACGAAUUUUGAUGGUCUAGGAUUUAACAAGCAGACGGAGACGUUGCUGUAUGGUCUAAACGCGCAAAAUUUAAUAGAGGAAUUCAAAAAGAGAAAUAUCUCGACUGAUGUGCUGCAUAAGUUAACCAAGGAAGAUUUCAUACAACUUGGUGCUGAUGAAGUUCAUGCAGAAAACAUGGUUAAUGCUUUACACAUCAAGAAGAACAUAGAACAACCAUUAAAACCUCAUCAAAGGAUAUUCGAUAAAAUAGAGCUACUGCAACUAAACGAAAGACAAUUGCAUUUAAUUCAAGAUUUUUUAAAAUACUGCAGGAUGAGAUUAACAAAAGAAAGAAUCAAUUCCUUUAUAGAGCCUGAUAAGGCUUUGAGUGCUUCUCAAAUUUUGUGUAUUGCUGCUGACACUCUUCUUGCAGAAGUGAAUGAAGCUGAGUUGAAACUGAAUGAACUGGAAGCUGUGAUAGUUAUGCUAUUUGCAAUAAUUGUCUUUGGAUGCAUAAGCAGCAAGGGCUAUCUUGCUGAGAAAGAGGGUGGGAAGGAACUUUGUCUUUAUAAUGGCGACAAUAAUGCUUGCAACUACGGGAUUGGUAUUGGAGUACUGGCAUUUUUGGCCAGUAUCGGAUUUCUCGCAGGUGAAUAUCUCUUUGAACAAAUGUCAUCUGUCAAGACUAGGAAACAUUUUGUCCUCUUGGAUUUGGGCUUCUCUGGUUUCUGGUCUUUUUUAUAUUUUGUUGGAUUCUGUUACUUGACGAAUGCAUGGAAUAAAUCUAAAGAUCCAGAGGGUGGAUAUGGCGUGAAUAAUGUACAAGCGGCUAUUGCAUUCUCAUUCUUCUCCAUCUUUACUUGGGCUGCUUGUGCUUGGUUCGCAUUUCAAAGAUUUAAACAAGGUACCGAUGCAGCAUUCGCUCCAAGUUAUGAGGCAGAUCCUGUGGGUGGUACAGGAUACACAAGUUAUCCUGACGCUACUGACACUGCUUAUCAAGAACCGCCAUUCGGUCAACAGCAACAGCGGGGUAUGGGUGACUUUCAAGCCCCCGCUUAUUAAAAGUCAUCCAUAGUCGAUACCAAAAUGUAUUUCCAUUGAGUGCACAGCGAGCUACUUACGAAAGAAGAUUUAGGAUAAUUUUUCAGAACAAGAUACAUUGUUUUUCCAUCACCUAUUUUGCUUAAAGACUAAAGAACUUCAUUCGCUGAUAGGUCGCUGGGCAACGCGUUGGUCAUAGAGUAAGUUUUCAUGGCAAGAUGUAGAAGGAAGUUAUUUGUUAAACUGUGCUUCUUAUUGUUGACCACUUGUAAGUUACACUUAUCCAUAUGCCCAAUGUCACAAAAAAAAUGCGUUAGGUGUGUUUGAAGUCAUACGCCUGGACAUGCGUUACGACGGCGACUACUAUCUAUUGGGAAGUAAAUAUGAUAUCUUAUAAUGAGUAACACUAUAGCAAAACUCCAUAAAUAAGUAAGGACUAGUAUGUGCACAGGUUAUGUAUAUUUUAACGUUGUAACGUGUUCAUGGCAAACGCGACUUAAAUAUAACAGUAAUACUACGAUACGUUGCAUUAUCGUGCAAUUAGUAUUAAAACGAUGUACACGAAAUCUAGGAUUGAGAUGAGUAAGUUUCGAAUAAGUCGAUACACGUUUUUGAUAUUAGUAAGACAAUACCUAAGUUACUUAAGUUACUUGUCGUAUCAGUUGCGAGAUAAUGAAAUAUAUUCCUUACAAAGUAGUACUAGUAAAUAUAACUGCACUAAACCGUGAUUGAUAGCAAACCAAAGUUUCUAUUAAUAUAAGUUCAUAUAUAUAUAUAUAUAUCCAAAUUAUGUAAACAUAACUUACACAUUGUCCGCAACGUUGAUUAUUACUAGAUUAGAUUUUUGUAUUUAAGUCGCUCUAUGUUAACGAUUCAUUAAGAGAAAAAGUUUACAAAUGAACACGUGUCCCGAGAAAAGGAAAUUUAUUUCUAUUGAAUUUUUAUAAAUGGUUCUUUAUUUUGAUAAAUAUUUAUAAAAUCUCAGGAACGUAUUUAAUUAUUUAUUUAUUUAAUUAUUUAUAUUUCAUUAUUUAUGCAUGGCGGAUGUGAAUCUCAAUAUGUAUAUUGAAGAUUCUGCAUUGCUAAAAAUAUGAUUAUUGCUCUUUCGAUCGAUAAGCGUGAGCGUUAACAGAAAAUAAAUAUGAAAUUUUAAGUUUAAUAAUUCUAUAAAUGCAUUAUGUCAAAUAAUAAGACAUAACGACUUUGAAUUGAUAAGUCAAAAUAUUUUGUUCGAAACAGAAUAAAAGUAUUAUAUGUGUACUUAUGAUAUAAAAUUAAAUUCAUGGUUGGAGAUAUUUAUUGAAGAGAUAUCUUUUGUCGUAUGCUGUAUUAAGUAAUGUGAACAUUAUUAGAAACUCGUAAUUUAGUCUGAAAAUAUUCGAGAGAUUUAUACAUUCUAGGCAUGCGACACGAAAUGUACAGUUGAAUGUAAAAUUCUUCGAUUUCCGUUUGUGCAAAGACAUGAUUGCUUUAUGGAAAUUUGUGUUGCCAGUUUUUCAUCGAUCCUUCGAUAUAUAUAUAUACAUAUCUAGUUUGCAUAACUCUCUUGAAGUAAAUAUAUCUAUGAUAAGGUAUCCUGAUAAUUUGGAGAACAUAGUUUGUGUAAAAUAUUACGUGAAGUGCAAUAAUAAUCAUUAUAUGUAUUCCUGAUAAUUCCGGAAAUAUCAUCCCUUUGAAUGCGCAGAAUUACGAUAAGAAAAAAUAUUUUUUUCGACAAUUUUUAGUUGCACCAUUUUAUUUUCUCUGAUAAUUGAUUCAUUAAACUGCAUGUUCAAGGGGUUGAAUUUUUAGAUGUUCACUCUACUCAAAAUUGAUUUCUGACUUCUUUGAAAUCUUAGCCCUUCUAAGUACAUAGCUAAUAACAAUGUCGACUAGUAGCAUAGUGUAAUGAUGCACACUGCUCAUGUCAUCACUAAGAAGGGUUAAGACAAUAACAAACGCAGUCUAAAAUCUCGAUCUUUACCGAUCUUUAUAAGUGAGAAACAACAUGAUCACGCUUUUGAUCUCGUCAUGAUGAAAUCCAAGAAAAUGGAACAGAAUAAUUGUACUUAGCAGAAUGUAAUGCUAUCAAAAGAAGUGUCUAAAAAAAAAAUGUAAAGGAAUAAAAAACGUGUACUAAGAUAUGGGUAUCGAUAACUGAAUAGCUGUUGUAUUAUUGUACGUAUACAUAUAUAUAUAUAUAUGUAGAUGUAUAUAUAUUAUGUAUAUAUACAUAUAUAUGUACAUCUAAUCACAUUGCAUUUAUUGCAGUAGUAAUGCGUAUGCGUCUGUAAAGAUCUGAGUGUUUAGGGAUGAUCUAUGAUGUAACUUGAAAUAGCCAAAAUACAUAUAAGUGAUUAUUU
This is a messenger RNA of Pogonomyrmex barbatus (red harvester ant), 3452 nucleotides long. Its product is annotated as synaptogyrin. Lineage: Eukaryota; Metazoa; Arthropoda; Insecta; Hymenoptera; Formicidae. Gene Ontology annotation, cellular component: neuromuscular junction; synaptic vesicle membrane. The record is from RefSeq and is a predicted model, not a curated record.